UGUUAAUGUCCAUGAAAGUAAGUGGAACUCAGACACUUGCUCACAGGGCUUUUUCUUCAUAGCUGUUACAGUUAUCACUGUAUCUAAUCUUAAAUACACAGCGGAGGAGCAUAGCACAGUGAGAUUCCAUGCCAUUCUGGAGGAACUAAUUGAUGACAUCAUCGCAGUGAAUUGGUGCGCAAACUGAUUUUAUUGGAAGGAGUGAGAAGAGAAAGAAGUGGGAAAGAUGAUGAAAGCGUUGGUUGUGGUGUUGGUUUGUUUUGUCUUCAGGCCCGAGCCUACAGGGGCUCAGUUUCCUAGAGUGUGCUGCACGGUGGAGGGGAUCGUGUCCAAGCAGUGCUGCCCGUCUCAGGGCUCGGAUCCUGCUAACGUGUGUGGAAGUUUAUCAGGGAGAGGAAACUGCUCCAACAUCAGGGUGGACAGCAAACCCUGGGGAGGACCUUAUCGACUGAGAAAUGUGGAUGAUAGAGAGAGAUGGCCGACUAAGUUCUUCAAUCAGACAUGCAGAUGCUCUGGUAACUUUGCUGGCUUUGACUGUGGCCAGUGUAAGUUUGGCUGGACAGGACCAAACUGCGACAAGAGAAAAGCCCCAGUGAUGAGGAAGAACAUCCACUCUCUGACACCAGCUGAGCUCCAGCAGUUCCUGGAUGUGUUGGACCUGGCCAAGACCACCACCCAGCCAGACUAUGUCAUCGCCACGCAGCACUGGCUGGGCCUCCUGGGACCCAAUGGAACCGAGCCUCAGUUCACCAACAUCUCCAUCUACGACUUCUUUGUCUGGCAGCACUACUACUCUGUCAGGGACACACUCCUUGGUCCAGGCCGUCCAUUCAGAGCAAUUGAUUUCUCCCACAAGGGCCCAGCCUUCAUAACCUGGCACAGGUACCACCUCCUCAGCCUGGAGAGAGAGCUGCAGAGAUUAACAGGCAACGAGAACUUUGCUGUGCCAUACUGGAACUUUGCUACAGGCCAGAGUGAGUGUGACGUCUGCACAGACUCUCUCCUGGGAGGGCGGAACCCAGAAAACCCCUCCCUCAUCAGCAACCAGUCCAGGUUCUCCAACUGGGGAGUGGUGUGUAACAGUCUUGACGAAUAUAACCAAUUGGUGACUCUGUGUAACGGGACCAACGAGGGCUCCAUCAGGAGAGGUGUGGUGGAGAGGAACAACAUGAGUCUGCCCACCAUGAAUGACGUGAGGAGCUGCCUCUCCCUCAGGGACUUUGACAGCCCUCCCUACUUCACCAACUCCACAUUCAGCUUCAGGAAUGCUCUUGAAGGUUAUGACAAACCAAAUGGAGAGCUUGACUCAUCGGUGGAUAACCUGCACAAUCUGGUCCACUCCUUCCUCAAUGGGACCAGUGGUCUGGCCCACUCUGCUGCCAAUGACCCCAUCUUCCUGGUGCUCCAUGCAUUCACGGAUGCCAUCUUUGAUGAGUGGAUGAAGAGGUUUGUUCCUACAAACUCCACCUACCCAGAUGAGAUGGCUCCUAUUGGCCACAACAGAGAUUUCAACAUGGUACCCUUCUUCCCUCCAAUCACCAAUGAGGAGAUCUACGUGGCAGCUGAACAACUGGGCUACUCCUAUGCCAUUUCACUGGAAGACAGCGAUGGUGGAGCCACUGUGUUUGUGCUGGGGUCCACUCUGGGUGGUGUGUUCCUGGGCCUUCUGCUUCUCCUCUUCAUCAUGGUGCUCAACCUGCAACGGAGAAGAAGAAGAGGCUUUGAACCUCUGAUUAAAGCAGAGUUCACAAACAGAAGAUACACCGAGGAAGCCUAGAUGAUAAAGUGGUUGUAAUAUUGAACUGUUCUUCAGCACUCAUACACACCUAAGUCCUCCACAAACCUUUUUAUUUUUAAAGGCUAAGGCUACCACUACAUCUAUCACUACAAGUGAACCAAAUAGAAAAAGAAAAAAUUCUGUGCGCGAAUCAUUUUGUCCUGUAAUUAUUUGCCACAUUUUAAUGCUUGUAAAACUAAAAUUAAGUAAUCAGAUUACAAAGUUGUUGUCAUCUUUUAUCAAAUGUUUAUUUGCAAGAAAGAGUAACAAAAAAUUGAACAAAUCUUUUUAAUUGCAAUAAAAAACUGUAAGGCAUAAUUGUAAGAGUUUUAUGUCAUCUAGAUCAUUGUACAUAUGAUUUUACAAAAUGUUAAUGAAUAAUGUUUUGGAAACCUUUAUUUUUACAUUACUUUUGCUGAUUUAUGAACAUCCAUUUUCAAGACUUUAUUGCAAAAAUAUUACCAUUAAAAGUGCAAUGAUACAAAACAUAAAAACAGUAUCCUCUCUGACCAUUGUUCAUAAUAAAGAAUCUUAUUCAAGGA
Messenger RNA from Osmerus eperlanus (European smelt), 2319 nucleotides. RefSeq names its product dopachrome tautomerase (gene dct). Gene Ontology annotation, cellular component: melanosome. The coding region runs from base 227 to 1777 and encodes 516 amino acids. Gene Ontology annotation, molecular function: dopachrome isomerase activity; oxidoreductase activity. Lineage: Eukaryota; Metazoa; Chordata; Actinopteri; Osmeriformes; Osmeridae. The record is from RefSeq and is a predicted model, not a curated record. Gene Ontology annotation, biological process: ventricular zone neuroblast division; melanin biosynthetic process from tyrosine; positive regulation of neuroblast proliferation. The transcript has 8 exons.